This is a messenger RNA of Saccharomyces eubayanus, 717 nucleotides long. It is a transcript of the gene CAB5, whose product is annotated as putative dephospho-CoA kinase. NCBI's taxonomy places the organism in Eukaryota, Fungi, Ascomycota, Saccharomycetes, Saccharomycetales, Saccharomycetaceae. The coding region runs from base 1 to 717 and encodes 238 amino acids. Gene Ontology annotation, molecular function: dephospho-CoA kinase activity; ATP binding. The transcript has a single exon. The record is from RefSeq and is a predicted model, not a curated record. Gene Ontology annotation, biological process: coenzyme A biosynthetic process.
AUGCUAGUAGUGGGGUUAACAGGUGGAAUUGCUUGUGGUAAAAGCACAGUGUCAAGGAGACUAAGAGAUAAAUACAAAUUACCGAUUGUAGAUGCGGACAAGAUUGCUAGGCAAGUAGUCGAGCCAGGCCAAAACGCAUAUGAUCAGAUUGUAUCAUUCUUUAAAGAAAAAAUACCUGAUUUAUUAUUAGAGGAUGGGCAUUUGAAUCGCGCAGCCCUGGGGAAGUGGGUCUUCAGCCAUGAGGAGGACUUGAAAGCCUUGAACGGUGUAACACAUCCAGCUAUAAGGCAUGCAAUGUUUAGGGAGAUUGGAUACUACUACCUGAAAGGAUAUAGAAUGUGCGUGUUAGACGUACCGCUCCUAUUCGAAGGUAACCUGGAUUCUAUGUGUGGAGUUACUGUAAGCGUAGUUUGUAAACAAGAACUGCAAUUAGAAAGAUUACUGAUUAGGAAUCCAGAACUCAGUGAAGAAGAUGCGAAAAACAGGCUUCGUAAUCAAAUGAGUACAGAGGAGAAAAUGGCUAGGUCAGAUUAUAUUCUGCAAAAUGACACCACAUUGGUCGAUUUAUACGAACAAAUAGAAAGCGUCAUCAAAAGGAUUCAACCAAGUAAAUUGAGAACUAUUUUGGAGUACUUCCCACCUUUCGGUAUUGCAAGUGCUAGUAGUAUCAUUAUGUCCAGAUUGCUGAUGAAAAAGCUUCAGAGUAAGAAGACCUAA